Molecule: messenger RNA, 1064 nt
Organism: Arachis ipaensis
Lineage: Eukaryota; Viridiplantae; Streptophyta; Magnoliopsida; Fabales; Fabaceae
Source: RefSeq, a predicted model, not a curated record
GGUGCCAAGUAUUCCAUCUUUAACUAAAAUUGUUGGGUGCAUGUCCCAAUUUAUACUUCUAGUUUCAAUCAUAAUUUAACACUUGACAGUGCUUUGAAUAACAGAACCAUGUGAUUCAUCAAAAUGUUAUUGUCUCACCAAAUUUCAUGUCGUUGCUUAUCUCCAAAUCUUGCUGAGUAAAUCUAUCUCUAUAUAUAUGCAUGCAGCAUCUCAGAAUCUUUCAUCAAGUUUUCACAACACAUUAUCCAUCAACAAGUAGUUUCUUCUAAAAAAGGAAAAAAAAAUCCACAUUCUCAGAAAACUAUGGCUAUUCGUUUGCCUUCUUCGGUGAUUCAUGCUAAACGUGUCCUCAGCCGGUCUCUUUCAGGUGGCAAAAAAGUGUCUGGAAAUGUGCAAAAAGGGUAUCUUGCAGUGUAUGUUGGAGAAGAGGAGCAAAAGAAGAGAUAUAUGGUUCCUAUAUCAUACUUGCAUGAACCUGCUUUUCAACAAUUGCUAAGUGAAGCCGAGGAAGAAUUUGGAUUUAAUCACUCAAUGGGAGGUCUAACAAUUCCUUGCAGUGAAGACAUCUUUUGCAGUGUGACUUCUCAGUUAAAAAGUUAGAAAGCAAGCAGGUUCAUCAUUCAUUUCACAUGCUUUUCUUUCCACCGAUAUGCCAAAAGCAUGCAACACCAAAAAUGCAAAAGCUACUUGAAUCGAGUGGCAGUCAGUAGCAGAUCGCAACAGCUUGAGAGCAAAUUGAUCUGGCUAUGAUCUUUGCAGCCAUUUCAGAUGGACUAGGACCAAGGAUUUCAAUCCAUUCUGCUGUUGAAUUUUGCUGAAAUGGAGACCAAGCAUCUUGGAUAUCACUUCAUGCUUUAUCCAACUGAUGAUCACACAAAAUCCCAUAAUGGAUAGAGUUGAUCGUGAGAAUUUGAGUUGAUGAUCAAAAAGCUGAAAAUGCACCAUCAGCUCUAUGUAAUUUUGUAUAAGAGUACUGAGUUGUUCCAGAAAUAUUAUAAACAUUUUUUUAUAUUUAUGAAAUAAACAUCAUCAGUUGAUGGCAAUAUGUGAAUUCUUAUUUAGCA